Molecule: messenger RNA, 1035 nt
Organism: Anopheles darlingi
Lineage: Eukaryota; Metazoa; Arthropoda; Insecta; Diptera; Culicidae
Product: cytochrome P450 4g15-like
Exons: 3
Coding region: 1-1035 (344 amino acids)
Molecular function (GO): iron ion binding; heme binding; oxidoreductase activity, acting on paired donors, with incorporation or reduction of molecular oxygen
Source: RefSeq, a predicted model, not a curated record
AUGUUUUCGAAAAUUUGGCUAACGGCAAGCUUCUACUCCUUCUCGCCGUUGCGCGGCAUAUUCUCCCUGCCGGUACAACAGUGGCGAUUGCACCGGAAACUAAUUCAGCCCAGCUUCAAUCUGUCCAUUUUGCAAAGCUUCGUGCCAUUGUUCGAUCAGAAGGUGAACAUAAUGAUCCGAAAUCUGGGUGCAAAAGUGGACAAACGUGAAGCAUUCGAUAUCUACCGUUUCACGGCACGUUGCACUCUGGAUAUGGUUUGCGAAAAGAAAGCAUUGAAAGAAUUCCGUCGUCCUGCAAAGGAAAUUUUACUACGGAAAUCGUCAUCCGAAGACCACGAUGAUAUCAAGUCAACGCAGCAACUAUCCUUCAACAGUCUGGUGGAGCAGCUAUACAGUACGUUCAGAAGGAUUGGACGUGCGAAUCUGGAAGUGAUCGAAAACGAAAUCAACAGUGUAAUCUUUGCGGGCACCGAAACAAGUGCAUCGACCGUGGCCAACACGUUGCUUCUACUCGCCAUGCAUCAAGACGUACAAGAAAAAGUUGUAGCCGAGAUUCGACAACAUUUUGGAGACGAUGAGGAAAACAUUCGUUACGAGAUACUCCAAAAACUCGUUUACCUUGAAAUGGUAGUUAAAGAAUCUCUUCGAUUACUACCGGUCGCUUCGAUCCUUGGGCGCAAUACAUCUCAGGAAAUCGCCGUAGGCAAACACUUAUUGCCCGCGGGUGUUGAUGUUGCCAUCGACGUUUACAACAUUCACCGCAAUCCCACCUAUUGGGGGGCCGAUGCCGACCAAUUCCGCCCAGAACGGUUUAGCACGAAUGAUUACAAUCGCUUUGCGUUUUUACCAUUCAGUGCUGGGUCGAGAAACUGCAUCGGUUUGCGAUACUCCAUGCUUUCCAUGAAAACAAUGCUUACUAAAAUUUUGGCUACCUACCGCGUGGAGACCGACCUGCAGUUGAAGGAUUUAAACAUGAAAAUUGCGUUCACGUUGAAAAUCACCAAUGGACAUAUGGUCCGAUUAACGCGCAGAUAA